UUUAUCGGACCAAUAGGACGUGGCUGUUGGAGUAACCUCAUCAGUCCAUCACUACUCUGCCAUCAUUACGAGGCGGCUACUGUUGGAGUAGAUGUUGGAAGAAGAGGAAGCGUGUAAGAUAUCCAACAUUUGGACUUUGGACAUAAACGGAAACUCGACCUUUGCACUUUUUGCGCGCAUUCAAGCCUCGACUCCGGAUGUGUAAGCGGUGGAUCUGGCGAAAAGUGGACUUGGCUGCUCCAAACUUAUCAGACUUUUACAUUCAUUCUUCCUAAGCAGUUGUCGCGUCCUUAGAUGUGGCGACUUCUAUAUGACAUGAUAUGAAACCACCAAGGAGUAAACCGCUUUUUACGCAUUCCGAAACCCUUAUGAAGUCUGACAUCUGCAGGAAUCAUUCUUCGUGGAAAUGGCAAGUCGUGCCAUGUUGAUGGCGCGGACAGAGGUUCUAAUAUGUAGUGUGUUCAUCCUUAUGGUGGGUCUGUGUGUCGCUUCUAAUAACCACGGACGUCGGCUGGUUUGUUGGAAAGCCAUCCUGAAGUGCCAUGGAGAGCCGGAGUGCCAUUACGCGUACGAUCAGUACCUUUUUGCGUGCGCGUCUGUUCUCAGCGGGGAGCGUAAGAAGUGUCCCAGCCACUGCAUUUCAUCUCUCAUUCAGCUCAAUCUGACCCAAAGCGGUCCGGGUCUGGAGGACUGCGACUGCGCCAAGGACCCGGUCUGCAGGGGCACCAAACAAGCCAUAGAGCCGUGCCUGCCGCGGACCAGCACCAUGGGCUGCACCGAGGCCCGGCGGCAGUGCGAGAGGGACCAGCCCUGCAGCUCUGCCCUCAACGACUAUCUCAUCCACUGCAGGAAACUUUUCGGCGGGGAUAUGUGCUCCGAUGGGUGCCGCAGGGUCAUAGCCAACCUGCGCUCCAUACCCAAAGGACAACAGCUGGACACUUGUGUGUGCGAUGGCACGGAGAGGAACAUAUGCGAGUACAUUAAAGUCAGCAUGAAAACCUACUGCUCUGAUCCAGGCGACAGGUUCACAGGCAGCGGCUUUUCAGACUCUGAGGACACAGAGGAUACCGAUGAUGAGUAUAUGUACCAGGAUUACUAUCAGUAUGUGGAGAAUUCAAGCAACAUGCCACAUUUUCAGACUCUGCUCACUAUCCUGACCACCAUUUUAGUUCUAGUGAAUUGUAUUUGAGAAGUUAAUGGCCCUCACUGCAUAAACAAACUCCCAGAAUCACUUUGCUUUGUUCUAACCAGCUGCUUGUCAUAAGAAAUAACAACAUUAGCUAUUUAAUUAAACUUAACUGUUAUACAUCUGCACUAACACAGGGCUAUGUUUAUGUGAAUAUCAUUCAGAAGACACACAUCCAGGUGCUUAUAACAUGUUUGUAGCCUCUUACUUACACGUGUCUUUUACCUGGUAAUACUGAACUGAAACCUGUUUGUAUGUGUGUUAUAUAAGCGUAAAAUGUACAGUAUAUUUGUAUGAAAUUAUUUUUGUCAAAAAUGUUUAUCAGUAAUACAAGAUUUGCACUAGAAGGAUAGGCAAACCUCACUCCCUCACUGCAAUGCAGAGGGGAAAAAAUGUUGAAAAUGGUCUAAAAGUGCCUAAAAGUCUGGGUUGAUCCACCAGUGUGUGACCAUACCAGAGGCUGUGACAGCAGGGCAGUUUUCCUUUACCAGCUGCACAGAGACUCUCUCUACAAACCCUUCAUUACAAACCAAAGUUGAUGUAAACCAGCGAAUUAAAGUUGAUGUAAGUCGGUGAAUUGUGCCUAUAAGUCUCAGAGCAGAUAAUGUUUCUGAGAAGAGAAGCUCUUAGAGUCAUACUCAUGACCUUGUACACAUUGGUGUUUACAUAAAGUAUAAAAUGUUAAGUCUCGAAAAAUGUUCAUUCCGAAAUGAGAAAGGUAAAGUCUCCUCCUGGGGAUGUUUUUGGUCAGUUUAUUUCACCUCACCUCAUGUGAUUGUUUGGAAAAGACACACUGAGACCUACAGUCUGUGUUCAGGUGAGUGGAGCUGAUAAGUGCCCUUUAUGAACAUGCUCCUCUGAAUGUACAUGCACAACAAAUAAAAGUAUUAAAAAGGUA
Sphaeramia orbicularis (orbiculate cardinalfish) is the source of this 2084-nucleotide messenger RNA. RefSeq names its product growth arrest-specific 1b (gene gas1b). Gene Ontology annotation, biological process: regulation of cell cycle. The record is from RefSeq and is a predicted model, not a curated record. Bases 407 to 1189 code for a protein of 260 amino acids. Lineage: Eukaryota; Metazoa; Chordata; Actinopteri; Kurtiformes; Apogonidae. The transcript has a single exon.